Molecule: messenger RNA, 2319 nt
Organism: Exophiala viscosa
Lineage: Eukaryota; Fungi; Ascomycota; Eurotiomycetes; Chaetothyriales; Herpotrichiellaceae
Exons: 1
Coding region: 1-2319 (772 amino acids)
Source: RefSeq, a predicted model, not a curated record
AUGGCACAUCAUCAAAAACACCAAACAGAUCCUCGAAGAGGUUCCGCGAUGCAGAGUUUACUCAAGAUGCUGAAUCUUUCAACAGCUCCCACUGUGGCUGUCGCAGAGGACGAGGUCAGUGCGGAAGCAGACGAACCUCCAGACGAUCGAGUCACACCGCUUAUCACGGAACUUCGGGACAAAGCGUAUAGCAGAGCAAUUGCUCCUGCAUACCCGCGCCGCGAGUCUUUGUUGACUCGUGCAAUUGUCGAUAUGAAGCAUGACGAAUUCUCGCCGACUUCUACGACUGAUCAUCGUGGUCUCUCUACCACCUCCUCCCGCAGCACGGCCAGUAUGGCUUCGACUGCUGAAUUGACCAGCGACGGCGAUCUCACCAGUCAUUCACGGUCUACCACGCCGAGCCCACCUCCUCCUCCAGGCCGAUUCACUCAUCUUUUGAAUCUGAAGAAACCUUCUCCACCUCCCAAGGUGUUGAUUGCACCAGUCACGAAGGACGACAAGCCAAGUGUUGCUGUUAUUGGUGAAGCCGCGGUGGAGAAGUCACUCGGUCGCAAACGCUGCAUCAUGUUCGCUUGUGGAGGUACAGACACCGAAAAGAGCAAGGACGACAUCUCUUCAAAGGAGCCGGUGGUCCAAGCAGAAGUACCAAAGCGGAAAUGCAUGCUCACCUUUGCUUGCCCGUCAAGAGCUCCAUCAACCGAGACCAAGACAGACUCCGCCAAGCUCCAUGUCGAGCAAAAGCCUGCCGCCCGCCGUGCGUCUCCUGCUCCUUCAUCAAGACGCAAACCCUCUGUCGACCUGUCUGGUCGAUCAGCCGAGACUGCGAAGCCGGCGCCUUCUGAUCGUACCAGACCAGGCCUAUUAUCGCCCAAGCCUACCUUUCACGAGUUUGGUAGUUCUCACGACGAGACAGAUGCCUGGAUUGACAAACCAAGCGAGCAUCAAAAGAAGCUGACCCUCGACGAUUGCAUGAAAAAGGAAAACCAAAUCCGCCAGAUUGGAGAAGAAGCCGAAGAAGAAGCUGAGGAGGAGGAGCGUGAGCAAGAAGAGUUCGAGGAAGAACUCGAUGAUAAUGACAAUAAUGUUGACGACUUUGCUCCUUCUGAUGAAGGCUCCGAUGCUGGCAACGAGUCGGACGACGAAGGUGGUUUUGCCGACUCGGACGACGAAAGCGAUGCAGGCUCGGAUUAUCAGUUUUGGGCCCCUUCGAGGACGACUACUCGAGCUACUAGCGUCGAGCAUGUCAGCAUCAGUCAUUUCAGCUCACGCCGGCAAUCGGAUGCCAGCUCAGUCGAGUCUCGUUCAGGAAGCCCACCGAUUCACCCCAUGCAUCCUAUGAGAAGACAAUUCGGUAAAGGCCGUGAUUCUGCGUCGAAAGUGCCAAGGGUGAUGAGACCAGGAACGCCAGAAUUGCCGGACAGCACAGACUUUGUCUGCGGCACCCUCGACGAAGAUCGCCCACUAGAAGCAGCCUAUAUCUCUUGUCGUGAACAGAGGAAGCGGGAAAAGCACGUUCCAAUCCCGCAGGACAUCGAUCCUAGCUUUCCCACCACUGAUCCGGAUGAAGAAGAGGAUGAGGAUGAGGACGAGAUCGUCGACGAAUCGCAGCACAGCUCUGAUGGACCACGCUGGAUGAAGCACCAAUUUGGUUUCGAGGACGAUGACCGUGGACGACGCAAGUCGCCACCCGUUUCACCUCUGGGUCGAUCUCCGGCGCCUAUCGUUCGUCCGGCCUUCCCCGCAAGAGGCGAUCAUCGCCGUGCACCUCUUCGGUCUCCUCCCCCAAAGCAUAUGGCAGCUCGCUCCCCACCACCACGGAAACUCUUCGGACACUCCCCAACAAGGAUGAGGUCUCCACCUCCACCUGCCCGAUUACGAUCCCCUCGUGGUUCACCCACUGGUGCCAGGACCCCAAUCCAAAAGGUCAACAUGAGAGGUCUUGCUCAACGUCCAACCAUGGAGCGUACCGCGUCUCUUCCAGAUACGCCCAAUCCUUUCUUCAAAAACUUCAAUGUUGGAAGUCCCUCCAUCUCCAACAUUGCUUCCGGAGCCGUUACCCCUGCUGUCGAGGAACCUCCGCGUGCUGAUUAUCACGUCCGCGGCCCUGUUGACAUUGUCAUCGGCCUCGAAAAGAAACGGCAGAAAAGAAAGGAGAAAUACUGGCGUCAACAUUGCCGCAAAGUCGCAAAAGAGCAAGCGGAGCGGAAAGUAGCCCGCGGUCGCGGUGCCGAAAGGAUGAAGGAGCUUGGCCUCGAGUGUGCUGAGCGACUUAGGGGGUAUGGCGUUGGUCAACAGACACAGUUGGUGAUUUCAUUGUGA